Messenger RNA from Procambarus clarkii (red swamp crayfish), 2531 nucleotides. RefSeq lists its product as uncharacterized. The record is from RefSeq and is a predicted model, not a curated record. NCBI's taxonomy places the organism in Eukaryota, Metazoa, Arthropoda, Malacostraca, Decapoda, Cambaridae.
GGUGUGUCAUAGUCUGGUCCAGGGUGUGUAGGGUGUGUCAUAGUCUGGUCUAGGGUGUGUAGGGUGUGUCACAGUCUGGUCCAGGGUGUGUAGGGUGUGUCAUAGUCUAGUUCAGGGUACAAGGUGUAUCACUUAAAAUUACAGAACAAAUCUACCAUAAAAAAUUGCUAUUAAAAAAAAGGCUGAACACAACAUAGCAUUGUGAUGAGUGUUGCGUCAGCCACUUGAGCGGCCGCACGUGAACACAACUUGAGGCUGGAGUCGUGGUGAGAACGCCCAUAACAAACGUUUCUCACGUGGAGCGGAACCUGGACUGUGGUAGAGUACUUGUUGAUCCCGUGUUGCUUUAUUCAGUAUAUAUAGUAACGUCACAGGCCAGGCAUAGUCAUCAUCUUAGCAUUCACAAUGAAGAGAGGUUCCACGCCACUGCCUUCCAGCAAGGGCCGCGUCUCUCGUUCAAAUCAACGUCCACUACCAGCGUCCCAGUACGCCAUGGCGUCCCAGUACAACAUGGAGGACAUCCGUAGUGCCCUGAACGCCAUCUGUCCAGGCUCAGCCUCGGGUCUGGACGCUAACAGCAGCUUCGACCUGAACCUCUACCUGGAGACACUGCCAGAUAUACCACUAUUUUGUGAUGGUGAGGGAGCCGCCGGCGGUGUCAACGGACCACCAGAAGCGGCAUCAGCGUCUGGAUACAGCGCCCAGAGCCACCUGCCACUUGAAGGAUCAGCGUUUGGAUACAACACCCAGAGCCACCUGCCACUUGAAGGAUCAGCGUCUGGAUACAACACCCAGAGCCACCUGCCACUUGAAGGAUCAGCGUUUGGAUAUAACCAGCACAGCCAACUGGAACUUGAAGGAUCAGGACGGAGUUGGGACAGACAGAGCCACCUGGCAGUUGAAGGAUCAGCGUUUGGAUAUAACCAGUACAGCCACCUGCCACUUGAAGGAUCAGAGUUUGGAUAUAACCAGUACAGCCACCUGCCACUUGAAGGAUCAGUACCGAGCUGGGAGAGACAGAGCCAGCUGGUGCCUGAAGGCUCAGCGUCAGGAUGGGGCGCCAGUAGCCACCUGGGACUGGGGGAAGCUCCGUCACCCACCUGGCAACACAACGACUAUCUCAGGAUGGUUGACCCCAACGAGGUGUUGAGAACCCCAGCCACGGAGGACCACCAGCUGAGCCAGGGACCCCAACUCCUGCCUCACGACCCAACUGCUCUCCACUAUCCCUCAACAACUCUCAACAGCUUUACUGACUCCUCUGAAUGUUGUUUAUUUCCACAAGAUGAUAUGUCAAGGGAACAACACAGUGUCUACCCACAAGAGUCAGAGCACAGUGCUUAUUCACCUGGAGCUCUGUCUGGGGCCACAGAAAGCCCCUAUUCAUCAAAUCUCCCAGCAGGAACACCUCUCCGUUCCUCUUCCUCUGCCCUGGAAGCCGUCCUCGGGGCGCGACCCGCCACUAGAAAAGGUUACCACCACAGAGUCACAAGAAAGUUUUUGCCAGACGGCGAAGAGAAGGAAAGACGUAAACAAGAUCUGAACAAUGUGGCGUCGAAGGACUAUCGUGAGAAUAAGAAAAUAGCUUUUAAGAUGUUAGAGCAGUUAUUGGAGGCGGAGGAGACGCGACAGCAGCAGCUGACGGCCAAGCAGCAGUCCCUGAAAUUACAAGUCCAAAAGUUCCGGGAGAUGUAUGAGGAACAGCGUAGUAAGCAGAUGCCUCACACUCACAAUUUGCCAAACCCAUAUCCAAAUACUUAGCAUAUGUAUAAGAGGCCAUGUUUAAAGCCAAUGCUUGGUACACUGUGCCUGAAAAGCCCACUAUCUGAAGCAGGAGCCACUGCCUGAAGCAGCAGCCACUGCCUGAAACAGGAGCCACUGCCUGAAGCAACAACCACUGCCUGAAGCAGGAGCCACUGCCUGAAACAGGAGCCACUGCCUGAAGCAACAGCCACUGCCUGAAGCAGGAGCCACUGCCUGAAACAGGAGCCACUGCCUGAAACAGGAGCCACUGCCUGAAGCAACAGCCACUGCCUGAAGCAGGAGCCACUGCCUGAAACAGGAGCCACUGCCUGAAGCAACAGCCACUGCCUGAAGCAGGAACCACUGCCUGAAGCAGGAGCCACUGCCUGAAGCAACAGCCACUGCCUGAAGCAGGAGCCACUGCCUGAAGCAACAACCACUGCCUGAAGCAGGAGCCACUGCCUGAAGCAGGAACCACUGCCUGAAGCAGGAGCCACUGCCUGAAGCAACAGCCACUGCCUGAAGCAGGAGCCACUGCCUGAAGCAACAACCACUGCCUGAAGCAGGAGCCACUGCCUGAAGCAACAACCACUGCCUGAAGCAACAGCCACUGCCUGAAGCAGGAGCCACAUUCUGCAGGAACUCCUACCUGAUGGAGGAGCCACUACCUCACAAUGCCUAAAAUAGACUUUACCUUUUAUGUAACGAGCGGUUCCAAGCGGCCCUGCCCCCCCCCCCCCUCCCCUAAUGCCAAGCAACUUCCAUUGCCCACAACAAGUACUCUUAUG